AUGAGCCAAUGGAAACAAAUUCAACAGCUCGAGAUCAAAUACCUAGAGCAGGUGGACUACCUUUACGAUGACAACUUCCCUAUGGACAUUCGGCAGGUGCUCUCCAGCUGGAUUGAGAGUCAAGACUGGGAUACUGCCGCAAACCAUGAGUCCAUGGCAACAGUUCUCCUCAACAAUCUCCUAUCUCAAUUGGAAAGGCAAUGUUCUCAGGAACAGAACUUCCUGCAAAGACACAACCUGAAGAUCAUCAACCAGCAGUUACAGCUGAAGUACAAAGCCAGUCCUCUGCACAUGGCCGGGGUCAUCGCCACCUGUCUCAGGGAGGAGCGUCGUAUUAUCUCUACUGCCAGCAUUCAGGAACAGGGCCCAUUGGAGAAGUCCAUGCAGAAUCCAGUGGCCUUUGAGAGACAAAAGAAUUUGGAUAACAGGGUGGCUGUGAUCAGGAGUAGAGUGCAGAUGAUGGACCAGGCGGUUAAACAUCUGGAGGACAUGCAAGACGACUUUGACUUCCGCUACAAAACUCUUCAGUCUCGUGAUCCGGCAGACAGGAACACCGACGUGAUGAAACAGGAAGUGACUCGACUGCAGGAGAUGCUCAACAACCUGGACUUUAAAAGGAAGGACAGUCUGUCUAAGAUGAGGGACGUGAUAAAGGAGAUUGAUGCUCUGGUAGUCUCCCAGCUCAACCCAGAGCUAAUGGAGUGGAAACGCAAGCAGCAGAUUAACUGUAUAGGCGGUCCGAUGCUCACUGGAUUGGAACAACUCCAGAACUGGUUUACUCUGACAGCCCAAAGCCUGUUCCAGAUGAAACGUCAACUGGACAAAAUGGGGGAGCUUAUCCUGAAGGUGACCUAUGAGAGCGACCCCAUCCCCCUGCAGAGACCGCAGAUGGAAGAGCAGGUUAAAUACCUACUCUACCACCUCAUCAGAAGCUCCUUUGUGGUGGAAAAGCAGCCUUGUAUGCCAACCCACCCCCAGAAGCCUCUCAUUAUCAAGACUGGAGUGCAGUUCACCACCAAAGUCAGAUUGCUAGUUAAACUCCCAGAAGUGGAUUAUCAACUGAAAGUGAAGACAAUAUUUGACAAGGACCUUCCCCCUGGCAGAGUAAAUCGUCAGUUUUUCAUCCUGACUACUAACACCAAAGUAAUGGACGUGGAGGAAUCAUCCAAUGGCUGUCUAUCUGUGGAAUUCAGACACUUGCAGCUGAAAGAGAAGAAAUAUGUGAAUGGAACCAAGGUGAACGAGGGUCCUCUCUCCGUGACGGAGGAGCUCCACUCCCUCAGCUUCGAAGCCCAGUUCAACAUACUGGGCAUCAAUAUUGACCUGGAGACAUGCUCCUUUCCUCUUGUCGUGAUAUCCAAUGUCAGCCAACUGCCUGGAGGAUGGGCCUCUGUAAUGUGGUACAAUCUGCUAACGGAUGAACCCAAGAACUUGGGCUUCUUUGCCAAUCCCCCGCGAGCCAGUUGGGGCCAGCUCUCUGAGGUAUUGAGUUGGCAGUUCUCCACCUUCGCUGGACGGGGCCUCAACAGAGAGCAGCUGCACAUGUUGGGAGAGAAGCUAUUGGGUCACCAAGCUUCCCACAGUGAAUCUCAGGUGUCCUGGUCAAAGUUCUGCAAGGAAAACAUACCUGGGAAGCCUUUCAGUUUCUGGAUGUGGUUGGAUUCCAUCCUAGAGCUCAUCAAGAAGCACCUGCUUCCCAUCUGGAACGACAACUGCAUCAUGGGAUUUGUAAGUAAGGAAACCGAGAGAUCCCUGCUGAAGGAUAGGGAGCCUGGGACCUUCCUGCUACGCUUCAGUGAGAGCCAUCUUGGCGGGAUCACGUUCACGUGGGUGGAGCAGUCAGAAAAUGCAGGAGAAGCCAAGUUAAUCUCGGUGGAGCCAUACACAAAAUCCCGUCUCAGUGCCCUCCCAUUCGCUGACAUCAUCCGUGACUACAAGGUUUUCGCAAAUGGGGAAGCCCCGGAGAACCCCCUCAAGUUCCUCUACCCUGACAUUCCCAAAAAUGAGGCCUUUGGCCGGCAUUACAACAGUCAGCAGAGCAAAGUCUUUCCAUACAUACCAUCUAUGCUGAUCCCCAUCUCUACUUUGCACCGCCAGUGCCACACCUCCCCCCUGCUCCUCCCCAGAGCCUCCCAUGUCCCCUGGGAUGUUUGAUAUGCUCACCCAGCACCUUAGCCCCUUGGAGAUUGAGACUGCUAUGAGUUCUCCAUACUCUGAGUAGCACAAGAUGACCUGCAGAAUAUGCAAAGUAUCUCAUUUCUCCUACAGUGUCAACUAAGGGUCCUCUAAACAGAAGAAAUCUCUGAUUACAAUACACAGCUUUGACAUGAAUAGAAAUGUAUUAUAUAAUGUAAUAAGCUUAAUGUAGACAUUACAACUCGUACUGUAUCAUAAAUUGGCAUCUUAAUUGUGACAUGCUAACAUCCAGACUGUUGCUUUCUGUUUGUGUCUAAGCACAAGUAAUGUUAGUUUUGACAUUAGACUAUAUUGUCUUAAGCCCCAAUAUCAAGAACCAAGUUUUGUAUAAAGAAUAAAUGUUUAUUAUCACAUUGUUGUAUUUUCAUUUGCCAAUUCAACAUUUCCACACAGUACCUUUCUCCAUUAUUAAAGUAAUCUUAAGAGUAUUUUACUAGUGAACUAAAGAAGUCUAGAUUGAGUCUCUAAGCCUGCAUGGUGAAAUCUGUCUCCCUAAGGAAUUUGUUUUCAGGUUUUUAAUUCUGUAUUUCUGUAGGCAGUCAUGAUUAUGAUCCAUGGUCAACGAACACCCUGACAUGUAAGAUGUUGCACAGAUCAAUUAAGCACUUUAUUUGUUUUGUCCUAUUUGGAACUUAUGUUGAAUUAAUCGUUAAACAUUAAGUCCUCCCUGUUUCCAAAAAGGUUGGGAGGCUGUGAGGUUCUGUUUUCCGUUUUUGCCGUUGUCUCUGAAUGUUCCCCGUUCUGUUUGGUUUUCGUCCUUUGUUCUUGAUUGUAGCUUGUACUACUGUCGUUAUUUUUUUUCACCUGUCUUGUUAUCUCCUUAUUUAGCCUGUCCCAUUCAGCCCUUGUCGAGUCAUUGAGAGUGUUUCAGCCUGCCUUAUCUUCCUGUUGUUUUGUUGUUUUUUCGCCUGCCCUCGUCUUGUCAUUAAACCCUCAUUGUUCGUUGA
Molecule: messenger RNA, 3143 nt
Organism: Esox lucius (northern pike)
Lineage: Eukaryota; Metazoa; Chordata; Actinopteri; Esociformes; Esocidae
Gene: stat4
Product: signal transducer and activator of transcription 4
Exons: 22
Coding region: 1-2154 (717 amino acids)
Biological process (GO): regulation of transcription by RNA polymerase II; cytokine-mediated signaling pathway; regulation of cell population proliferation
Molecular function (GO): RNA polymerase II cis-regulatory region sequence-specific DNA binding; DNA-binding transcription factor activity, RNA polymerase II-specific
Source: RefSeq, a predicted model, not a curated record